Messenger RNA from Dioscorea cayenensis subsp. rotundata (Guinea yam), 1495 nucleotides. RefSeq names its product probable protein phosphatase 2C 73. Gene Ontology annotation, molecular function: protein serine/threonine phosphatase activity. Gene Ontology annotation, biological process: protein dephosphorylation. Bases 112 to 1335 code for a protein of 407 amino acids. The transcript has 5 exons. Lineage: Eukaryota; Viridiplantae; Streptophyta; Magnoliopsida; Dioscoreales; Dioscoreaceae. The record is from RefSeq and is a predicted model, not a curated record.
UUCUCUCUCUCUCUCUUGUGGUAUUUACUUGGAAAAUUUAAGAAGAUAUUACUGGUGAGGCAUUCAAGAGAGGGGUCUAUCAUCCAUCAUCUAUCAAUCUAUCAUUCAUCUAUGGGAGGGUGUUGUAGCAGAGGAGAUGUUAGGAAUGGAGGUGUUGCAUUGAGAGAAGAAGAUGGUGAUGAUGGUGACUUCCUUGAAGAUGAAGGUAGUGGUAGUGUGAGGCUUGGAGGUUCUUGUAAGUUUGUCUCUAUGUAUUCACAACAAGGUUGGAAGGGUGUUAACCAAGAUGCCAUGACCAUUUGGAAGGAUUUUGGUGGUUCAAAGGAUGAUGUGUUCUGUGGAGUUUUUGAUGGACAUGGACCAUUAGGUCAUAAGGUUGCACACCAUGUUCGUGAUGUUCUUCCAUCAAAGAUUUCGCCAGGAUUGAGAUCUUCGCAAUUUUUAGAGGAUUGUGAUGUUGAUAAAUGGUUUUCGGCAAGUAAGGAUAUAUUUGUGAAGGCUUUUGAAGAGUUAGAUGAAGAACUUGCACAUAGUUCUAGCAUAGAUUGCAUUUGUAGUGGAACCACUGCGGUAUCCAUUGUCAAACAGAAAGAUCGCUUGAUAAUCGCAAACUUAGGGGAUUCCCGGGCAGUAUUAGGAACUCGAGAUGAUAAAAACCAACUUAUACCUGUGCAACUUACAGUCGAUCUCAAACCGAAUCUCCCAAGUGAAGAGGAGAGGAUUAGAAGUUGCCGAGGGAGAGUGUUUGCUUUAGAGGAAGAGCCUGAUGUGCAUAGAUUAUGGAUGCCAGAUGAAGAUUGUCCUGGCCUUGCAAUGGCAAGAGCUUUCGGAGAUUUUUGUCUCAAGAACUUUGGUUUGAUCUCAACCCCACAAGUCACACACAGAGAGCUUUCCGACAAGGAUGAGUUUGUGGUCCUCGCAACGGAUGGGGUGUGGGAUGUAUUAUCAAAUAAAGAAGUGGUGAAAAUAGUUUCAUCAACAAGUAAAAGAUCGGAUGUGGCAAGACGUUUGGUAGAGCGAGCAGUGCGAGCAUGGAGAUCUAAGCACCCAACUUCAAAGGUUGAUGAUUGUGCGGUGAUAUGCCUGUUCUUAAGACGUGUUUCUUCUUUGAAUGUUGUCGAUGAUAAUAGUAGUCUUUCUACCUUUGAGAGUUUUAAGACGGCAAGGAGUGAGCCUUCAGAUUCUGAAGAAAUGAUGACCGUAGAAGUGAAAGAAGAGUGGAGCGCUCUCGAAGGUUUGAGCCGAGCAAACUCAUUGUUGAAGUUACCGAGAUUUGGAAGAGUGUUUAGUUGGAAGAAAAAGAGUACGAGCUUAGAUGAAGAUCACAAAGAAUGAAUCAAAUCUAUCUUAAAUAUAUAAUACAUGCAAGGUGUAUAAACGAAUUUGUAGUCGUGGUCAAUUAGUAAUUGGUUGUUGAUCACUUGAAUACUCUUUCAUUUCUCUUGAUAGCUUGAUCAAAAUCAAACAUUAAUAUAUAUGUUUGUCUUUGAAGAUA